ACGUAGAAAUUACGUUCUUUUCUUGUUAUAUUGGCUGCCCUGUCGUUUAACAUUUGCUCUUUACACUUACGGUAGCAAUUUACUAAGUCUUCGACGUCCUCGUGUGGACUGUUGUGUGUUGUAAUAAAUUAAGUUCAUGAGUUAUCGGAGAGGGAGAAAAUCAAAAUGAUCUUUGUUGAAAAAUAUUGAUCUACCGGUGUAAAGGAUUCUGGCGGAAAGAUGGAAACCCCAAUAGAGGAUUUGUGGCGUUGCGAGGUUGUCUUGCUCAGAGGUGACAACCUCGAGGAGCUUCUCGACGUCUCCCCUUGGAUAAGGCAUAUGAAGACCGGUGAUUAUGUGGAAAUUAUCGAAUCGGAAAUUUGCCGGAAGAUUUUCUCCGAGUACAAGUCCACCCAUCCACAUGUGGAUGGUGAAAAUGCCGUCAGCAUGCUCUGCAAGUGUCUCAACGACCACCUUGUCAUCCACAACACACCUUUGGACAGGUUUGAAGUCCUUCUGUUCGGAAUAGCAAGCCUCCAAGCGUUUAUUCAGACCAACUGGACCGGCCCUAAGUACAAGCGGAAAGACGUCUACCAUCCCUGUAUCAAUCCUUUUAUCUUGAAGUACCUUCCGGAGGAGAUAUUGCAAAAGAAAGAUAUUAAAGAGUGCAUUCGUCUCAGUCUUGCGAUUGACGGUGAAGAGAUUUGUUGUGCAAUCGAGCAUCCCGAAUUGUUACUUCUUGCCGAAGUGUGUUUCCGUUGUUGCCUCUCCGAAGUAAAAACGAGUUCUUGGUGGCUUCUCAGGACUAUUUACAUUCAUCAGCAGAUCCUCGAUGAACAUUCACCGACUCUAAAAAAUGAACUGAUUUCCUUAAGUCAGAACCUUGAAACAGCCGAUUGGAUCGAAGAAAACAAAUACUUACAAGUCUUGUUCCACCUGGAGGUAGCGAGGAUUCACCUUCAUUAUGGCAAAGUUGUGCUUUCAGAACAGGAAAUCAAACGGGUUUUGGGCCUUUUGAAUAUGGAAGUAAAUCUAGUCGGGGCGUUAGGGCGCAGGACCCAGUACCAGAGGAAAGAUUUGGCACAGCUAACGAUCGAUGUCAAGGUUGACAGGUGCGCUAAUUUGGAUUCUCAGAACAAACAACCCGAACAACAAUUCCCUAAGGAUGUACUACUUAAUGACGACGUCCGUUUACCACAUGUCGUCUUUACCAAUGCAGGUGAUGGUAAGUUUCCUGACUUACAACCUCUUGAGCAGGCUGCCCUGAUAGCUGUUUUCGGACAGAAGAAAAAGAGCCAAGCCAAAGACCAUCUCCAAAAUGAGGAACUUAUGCCGUUUUUAAAUUGUAUUUUGUCACAUCCGAAAGUUUGGACACUGCAAGUUUCAGCUCUUUUAUUUAGGUCUAGAAUAGAAUGUGAGCAUAAGAGGACUGUGGAGCGAGCAUUACUUCAGACUCAAGAGCUGAUGGAUCUUGAGAACAACACAACUCCACUUCCUACCAGGUUGAAUCUUUUUUAUUGUAGUUAUACACCACCAUCAUUUAUAAUUGCAUCUGAGUGUGCUUCAAUAAUCGUUUCGAUUGGAUCUAUGCAAUCGGCAUUAGACAUAUUUUUGAAGUUGCAGAUGUGGGACGAAGUCAUCGCUUGCUACAACUAUCUCAAAUUGAGACACAAGGCUGCCGAAGUCAUAAGGGAACAGAUGAAGAAAGGAGAAACGGUCAAGUUAUGGUGUUAUUUGGGUGAUGCGACAGACGAUGUGACUUGCUACGAACGAGCGUGGGAGUUAUCAAAACAUAGAAGUGCACAAGCGCAAAGGCACUGGGGAAUGUAUUACUUUCAGAGGAAACAAUUCAAAGAAUGUAUUCCUCAUUUUAAGAAAUCACUCGAAAUCAACAGUCUCCAGGUAUCUUUGUGGUUCAGGCUCGGUUAUGCCGCUCUCGCAGAACAGGAAAUUGAAGAAAGUGCCACUGCCUAUAGGAGGUAUUGUACCCUUGAACCUGAUAGCUUCGAAGCAUGGAAUAAUCUAGCCAAAGCUUACAUUUUCCUUGGGCAAAAGGAAAGAGCGUACAAUGCCCUUCAGGAAGCCAUUAAAUGUAAUUAUGAAAUGUGGCAGGUUUGGGACAAUCUUAUGACUGUGAGUAGUGAUUGUGGUGACUUUGAAGAAGUUAUCAGGUGUUAUCACAGGAUACUAGACUUGAAGGACAGACACAUAGAUGAACAGAUACUUUCCAUUCUCGUUUCUGUCGUGAUAAAAGGAAUUAAAGAUUAUAAGGGACAGCCGGCAACAGUACACAGAAAAAAAGCUCUUGAACUUUUUGGAAGAAUUACUUCUAAAGUAAUGAGUAAUCCAAUAAUUUGGCAAUUGUACGCAGAUUUGACAGCAAGCAUAGAAGAACAAACAUCCAUCAUAAGAUCUAAAACUGUGCAGUAUUAUCAAAAAGCGUACACAGCUGCUAUGCAAGAUAGCUCCUGGUUCAAGGAGAUCAAAUUAAUCCACAAGGUGUUGCAUAUCUGUGAAUGCCUCGCAGAAGCGCAUUUUGCUUUCAUCAAAGAUUCCCCUUCAACCAACGAAACUCUUCACUCUUUGACUUCAGCGAAGAUAUCUUUAGAAAACAUUAUCACCAAAGUCAAACAGCAUAUUAUCAAUUUCAGUGCUGAAAAUAUAAACGAUCAGUUCAAAAAUGAUUUGGCUUCUCUUGAAGUCACUCUUGAAAAUAUUAAGUCUGAUCUUAAUAAGUUGCAAUCAUGAAUUGUUGUUGUUUUAAAUAUUUUUGGUGUUGUACAUAUUUACAUGUGCCAAUAGCUUUUUUAAAAUUUUAUUGACUCAAUUUUUACUAUGAUUUCCAUUCUCUGAGCAAAUUAUUGUUCAAUUUUAACAUUGUUAACAAUUUUAGCAUUAAUUAAGUCUUGUUUUUUGAUACUUAAAACAAAUUAAUGCCAGAUUUCAGAUAAUUUAUUUUGUUCUGUUGGAAGGAAAUGUUUUUGUUU
Molecule: messenger RNA, 2966 nt
Organism: Cimex lectularius (bed bug)
Lineage: Eukaryota; Metazoa; Arthropoda; Insecta; Hemiptera; Cimicidae
Product: tetratricopeptide repeat protein 27
Exons: 1
Coding region: 220-2727 (835 amino acids)
Molecular function (GO): protein binding
Source: RefSeq, a predicted model, not a curated record